Molecule: messenger RNA, 2495 nt
Organism: Xenopus tropicalis (tropical clawed frog)
Lineage: Eukaryota; Metazoa; Chordata; Amphibia; Anura; Pipidae
Gene: hoxc3
Product: homeobox C3
Exons: 3
Coding region: 682-1866 (394 amino acids)
Biological process (GO): regulation of DNA-templated transcription
Cellular component (GO): nucleus
Molecular function (GO): DNA-binding transcription factor activity; DNA binding; DNA-binding transcription factor activity, RNA polymerase II-specific
Source: RefSeq, a predicted model, not a curated record
UCUCUUCAACCCCUGUAGGAGUGCAAAAAAGGUAAGUAUCCAGCAUAAGGAGUGGGACUGCUCUGGGAAAGCCACUUGAGAGCAGAGUGGGGGCCAGAACUAUUCUUGCCGUAUCAAACUAAACAUUCCUAUAUCAUCUCCAGAACCUGUCUGCUGGUGAAGAUGAUGGAUUUUGUGGUGGUACAGCAGCCCAAACCUCCAGGCUGGCCUUGUCUCUGAGUGGCUGCAAGCCUGUAUAAUGGAAUAUGACUGCAACCUGACCUCCUAAACAUGGCUGGCCUUGUUCGACCUGUGCAGCUGGACAGAGUGCCAUAAGAAUCUCAGCACCGACACAGUAGGAGCGAUAUUUCAGAGCUGCCACAGAGGAUCAUGGUAUAAAAGCUGAAAGUCUCUUCACCCCUCGCUGUUUGUUCCUGCAGAGCCCGGCUGGCAGUGCCAAGGUGCCCAGGUGCCCGAAGGUCUAUCAGCCCCAGAGUAGUGUGAGCAGCAGGACUGAGUGAGCCCCUGGCAGGGUUAAUAGGUGCCAGGAUGGAGUGGGCACAGGUGGCACAGGUGUAAGAUGCCCCCGCAUUACCUGCUCUCAGCCUGAUUCUCCCGGCCCAUCUGCACAGGUCACUACUGGAUCCCUGGGUGCUGGGCCCUUAGGCCGAUAGGUUCCUGCCAGGGAGCUACAAGGAGACUAUGGAAAUGCCAAAGUCACUUUUCUAUGACAACUCUGCUUCUUUUGGGGGCUGCGGUUUCCAGGGCAACAAUGGCAUGGGCUACCUCGGGCAGCAGGACUAUCCCAGCGAAGAUGACUAUCAGCCUCCAUUCUGCCUGCCCCCAGACACUGCCAAUGGCUCAGCUAGCCAUAAAGGCGAACACUCUAUUAAGGGUAUUGACUUCCAUUUGUCUGAGGUGUCAGAACAAGCUCAGCAGCCAAAGUCACCAAACUCAGAUUCCCCUUUGCCCAAAUCAGCUUCAACCCAGAGCUGCACAUCGAAGAAGUCCACUGGGCCAGUCUCCUCUGACGUCACUAGCCCAAACAAGAAGAGUAAAGGCAGCAACAUGCCCAAACAGAUAUUCCCUUGGAUGAAGGAAACUCGUCAGAACUCCAAACAGAAGAAACAAGCCCCUCCCCCUGCAGACGAUGCCCCGGCAGUGGACAGCAGCUUCCUCAGCUCCGCAUCCAAGAGGGCCCGGACUGCUUACACCAACUCCCAGCUUGUGGAACUGGAAAAAGAGUUUCACUUUAAUCGCUACCUUUGUCGCCCAAGGAGGCUGGAAAUGGCCAAACUGCUCAAUUUAUCCGAGAGGCAGAUAAAGAUCUGGUUCCAGAACAGGAGAAUGAAAUUUAAGAAGGACCAUAAGGGCAAAGGGGGAGGUGGCUCUCCUGGAGGCCUGUCCCCAAGCAGUAGCCCUUCUCUCAUGCCCUACAGCGGCAAUCUGCCCUUAGAUGGCGACUGUGGCUAUGAAGUGCCCAUGGCUACAGGCGCUUACAAUAAAAGCCCAGGGAACAUGUAUGGUUUAACAGCUUACUCUGCGCCUCUCUUUGAGGGUCCUUCGGCCCAGAAAAGAUAUGGCCCCCAGUCCCUGGCCCCUGAAUAUGAUCCUCACUCUAUGCAAGGGGACAAUAACUAUGAUACCUCUGGGCUGCCAAACGGCCAGGGCUACUUGGGCAAUUACUUGGAAAAUGGUUCUGAGAGCUGUUCCAUGUUCAGCCUCCCACACCCUUCCUCAGAGAGCAUGGACUACAGCUGCGCAGCCCAAACACCCAGCAAACACCAUCUUGGCCCCUGCGAUCCGCACCCCACCUACACAGACCUCCAUAUACAUCCUGUGCCUCAGGCUUGCUCCCAGGAGCCCCCGGUGCUGACACAUCUGUAACACUGGGAACCCUUUGAAGGUCAAUUCGUCCCUGCACCAUUAUGUCAUUAAACAUGCCCUGUACAUGUACAGCCAGAAACAUUUCCCCCCAUGCAUUGUCUAUGUAUUUAUUGAGCUAUGCACAACGCCAGACUAUGCAUGGAUCGCCUCACAUAAGCAAACAAUUACAUGCUAUUUCCACACAACCUUUUAAUCUCCCCUCAGUAAUAUUAAAUACAACUUCUUGCCCUCGGCACUGAGCGCUAGCGACUUUGUGCGACAUCCAAAUGGAAUAUGCCUUGCGUCAAAUCCUCCAAAAAAUUAGCCAUUGGCGCCUAAUUCUCUUUCCAGACUUAUUCUGGGGAUCUAUCAUUUUUGUAACUCGUGAUUUUUUUGAACCAGUAGUAAAAAAACAACAACUAUAUUUAUAUGACUUCGUGUUGGAUCUGUGAAAUAUUUUUCCAUGUUUUAUUAUUGUAUUUUUUUAUUUUCUGUUUGUUUUUUUUUUACUUCAGGUAGCCUAAUUUAUUUCUAUAGAUUUUUAUAUUGUUUCAAAACGGUUUGUCUUUUAGCAAUUUAUCUAACUGCGUUCAGCUGUCUUUUAAGUAGACUUUAAUGAAAGAAUUGAUAGAAUAAAGAAAAAUUAAAAA